Cariama cristata (Red-legged seriema) is the source of this 2723-nucleotide messenger RNA. RefSeq names its product multimerin 1 (gene MMRN1). The annotation marks the transcript as partial. The record is from RefSeq and is a predicted model, not a curated record. Lineage: Eukaryota; Metazoa; Chordata; Aves; Cariamiformes; Cariamidae. Gene Ontology annotation, molecular function: calcium ion binding; extracellular matrix constituent conferring elasticity; protein binding. The transcript has 4 exons.
CAGUUACACAAAAAAUGAAUGAGAAGAUUAGCAGCCAGGAGAUGAAGCUGACUUUUCUACAGAAGAAGGUUGACGGCAUUGCUGCUGCAAUGAAUGAUGUGAGCAAGACGCUUUCUUCUCUGGAAGGCAAAAUCAAUGAAGAUAAGGGCAGAGACUUCCAAUCUUUUCUAAAAGGUCUCAAAUCCAAAAGUGUUAAUGAAUUAGUCAAAGACAUUGUCAGAGAGCACUUCAAAGUAUUUCAAAGUGAAAUGCAAGAGAGCAUGGCUCAAAUUUUCAAGACUGUGUCUAGUUUGUCAGAUGAUCUUGAAAAUACAAAACAAUUAGUCAAGCAUCUGAAUGAAACCCAACAAAAAUUUACUCAGGAGAAAGACAGUGGGCCAACAAAGCUUGACAUUCUGGAGCUAAAGAGUCAUAUGGUGCAAAUGAAAGAGGAAAUAGCCCUCACUUGUGACAAGCCUGUGAAAGCUUUACAGGAAAAGCAGAAAUCCUUGGAAGAUAACUUGGAGCAUCAGCAGUCAAGGAGUGUCAUUUAUUAUGAAUCUUUAAAUAGGACUCUUACUGAAAUGAAAGAUGCUCAUGAACAAUUGUUAUCAGCUGAACAGUCUUCAAGCCAAAACAUCCCUUCAGCAGAUAAAGUCACGGAGUACAAUGUUACAGAGUACAUGUUCACACUGCAUGAGAAAGUAAAGAAACAAGGCAUGAUGGUGCUGCAGAUCUAUGAUGACUUAAGAGUCCAAGAUAGCAAGAUUAGCAAUCUCAGUGUUGCGCUGGAAAUUCAGAGAGACUCUGUUCUGGGGGUCUGUGAUGACAUGUUGUCAGAGAACAGAAGGGAAUUCCAAACACAGCUGGCAGCAACCCAAGAGAAUGUGCUUGUCCUAAACAAAAGUCUCUCUGAUCUGGUCCUUCCAUUGGACAAUAAGAUGGACAAAAUGAAUGAGCAAAUUAAUGAUUUGUGCUAUGAUAUGGAGAUCUUGCAACCCUUGAUUGAACAAGGGGUACCUUUUAGUCUGACUUCAGAGUAUGAACAACAAAUCCAAGCUGAAGAAAUCAAUGAGAAGCUUGAAAACCUCACUACUGUCAUUAACAGAAUGAAUUCUGCAAUUAAGGAGCUUUCCAAAACUCAGGAAGGACUUAAAAAUGAAUCUCAGGUUUAUCAGGAACUGUUUGAGAGUCGUGUUAAUGAAUGCUCCAUGGAAAUAGAAGAUGGCCUAAACAAGACCAUGAUGGUAAUAAACAGCGCUAUUGAUUCUAUUCAAGAUAACUACGUACAGAAAGAUAUGCUACAUGCUCUAAGAAAUGAAACUGAAGACUGCUGUGGCAGAGCUGAGAAACUGGACAGCCUCCUGGCUUUCAUUCCUCAGUUCCAACAGUUGAAUGAAUCCCUCCAGACAUGGCUCAUUGGCAAGAAGUAUGAAUUCACUUCACAAGUAGCACCAUCCCUUUCUGAUCUUCCAUAUGAGGAGUCUGACAAAAGUAUCCUCCACAAUUUCAGAAGACUUUUCUAUCUUUUAAAUGAUACAUCGUCGAAAUUGGACAAUCAACAACAAGAUAUCAGCCACCUAGAAGAAAAACUAAUUGACUCCCUGUCAGAAUCAAAGGACCAUGAGGUUCGCCUUCUGAAUGUCGAGUCAAAAAUUUCCAAGUUUUUGGCAAACAACUGUGUCUCACUGAAAAAAACCAAAGCUACAUUGACAGAGAAAGAACAAGUGGUCUCACUUCAGCUCCAGACACUGAGUUCCAGGAUCAAGGCCCUGGAAGCCAAGUCGAUCCGCUUCUCAAACAGCAUUCCACUUCUGAACAAGACUGCUCAUGAGGCCUGGGGACUGUGUCAGGAUACCAACAACAGCAUCCAAAAAGUGAAUGCGAGUAUACCUGUGCUAAUUAAACUUGCUCAGCUAGAUAUCCCCCUGCUGCAGACAGGCCUCAAAGAGCUCAUGGAAUCUGUGCUUGAAAUAAAAGCAGGAACUAUCUUGACAAAUUUAACCCAGCAUGUUGACAUAUCAGUGGCAAAUGCAAUGAACAACAUCACCAAACUUCAGAAGCAGGUGAAACCCGUUAUAAAGAAACCAACCCCAGCAAAAAAAGGAGCAGCAAACGUCACCAUGAGCCUGGCAAGUCGAACUCAGCGGAACACGGAUAAUACCAUAGAUCCAGGGCAGUAUUCAGCUUGUGUCAGUUCCCCGUGCCAGAAUGGAGGAACCUGUAUCAACGACAGACAGAGUUUUGUUUGUGCUUGUCGCCACCCCUUUGGAGGAGUCAACUGCAGCACGAAGCUGGUGAACGACAAUUCUCUGAGUGUCGAUUUUUCGAAAGGAUCAUACAGAUAUGCACCUAUGGUGGCUUUUUUUGCCUCUCAUACAUAUGGAAUGACGACUCCAGGACCCAUCAGAUUUAACAAUCUGGAUGUCAACUACGGAGCUUCAUUUGCCCCAGCAACUGGGAAGUUCCAUGUUCCGUAUCUGGGGGUCUAUGUUUUUGAAUAUACCAUUGAAUCGUUCAGUCCACGUGCCUCUGGCUAUCUGGUCAUUGAUGGAAUAGACAAACUCACUUUUCAGGCUGAAAAUAUUAAUAGUAACAAGUACACUGACAGAGUCAUUACUGGAAAUGCUUUAUUAGAGUUAAAUUAUGGUCAAGAAGUCUGGCUCAGGCUGGCAACAGGUUCUAUACCAGCCAAGUAUCCACCAGUAACUACGUUUAGUGGUUACUUGCUGUAUCGUACCUAA